Gregarina niphandrodes is the source of this 930-nucleotide messenger RNA. Its product is annotated as putative ARF GTPase activator. Gene Ontology annotation, molecular function: GTPase activator activity. The coding region runs from base 1 to 930 and encodes 309 amino acids. The record is from RefSeq and is a predicted model, not a curated record. The transcript is spliced from 2 exons. NCBI's taxonomy places the organism in Eukaryota, Apicomplexa, Conoidasida, Eugregarinorida, Gregarinidae.
AUGACAGCCACGCCUGCAACCCUCACUAAGUUGCCUGGCAACAACCUGUGCGCGGACUGUCAUGCACCCAACCCAAGAUGGGCGUCGAUCAACCUAGGCAUACUCAUUUGUAUAGAGUGCAGUGGGAUCCAUCGGGCGCUAGGCACACAUAUAUCCCAGGUCCGUUCGAUCGCACUUGAUCAGUGGACCGUGAGCCAGGUGGAGACGUGUCAGCGCAUCGGGAAUCAACAAGCCAACUCGUUCUGGGAGGCUCAGUUACCCGCAACGUUUAAACGACCGUCAAAUCAAAACCGGAGAGACAUGGAGCAGUUCAUCAAAGCCAAAUACGUAGACCGGAAGUGGACUCCCGAGCGCGCCGGCCCUGCAGACUCACGGACUACCACGGGCGUGAGUGGCAGCGCUGUCACCCUCAGUGGUCACCAACCCAACGCUGCGCGCCAAAAUUCGCCAGUGCACCAAUGUGCGACUCACAGUGCGCACCAAAGUUCGUCCUUGUGGGCCGGAGCGUCGAGUGCGGGUUCGCGGGGGCCGUCGCGCUCGAGUCCGAGCGGGCAGACGGAAGACCUGUUCACCGCGACCCAGAACCCGUUCCAAAACCCGUGCUCGGUCCAUCGCCCGAACUGGUCGGCGCGGCAGGGCAUGGCGGAGCAACUGGCUGAGGUCCUGGACUCUCAACCAGCCGCAGCCGCAGGUGUUACCGGUAGUUAUGACGCAGCAAUGGGCAUUGCUGCGGGCAAGAGCGCGGCGGCCGGUAAAGACAAUGGAGCAAUGAUGGAAGACUUGUGGGCAGCCGGCAGCUCGAAUCCUCCUCCGGCUGUUGGCGCUAGUCUGGACGUGGUCCAGACGGGGUUGGAUUAUAUACAAAAAGGAGUUUCACAGCCCCCUCCAAAUCUGGACAUUUUAACGCAGGCCCUAAACGAAAGAAUUUAG